Messenger RNA from Boeremia exigua, 2142 nucleotides. RefSeq lists its product as uncharacterized. NCBI's taxonomy places the organism in Eukaryota, Fungi, Ascomycota, Dothideomycetes, Pleosporales, Didymellaceae. Bases 1 to 1905 code for a protein of 634 amino acids. The record is from RefSeq and is a predicted model, not a curated record. The transcript has 2 exons. Gene Ontology annotation, cellular component: nucleus. Gene Ontology annotation, molecular function: exonuclease activity; nucleic acid binding.
AUGGGUAAGAAGACUAGGCAUAUCUGUGGUCGCUGCCUUGAGUCCUUCAAGAGCAGGAGUGAGCUUGACGAGCACAUGCGAGACCACGCAGACAGCGAGCCGCUCGAGCACAGGUGCACGCAAGCGUUUGACACACAAACAAGCUACGACAAUCACCGCAAGCACGGCCAGCCCUGCUGCGACGCCAUUCACUCUCGGGAUUGGAAACACAGUCCUCGCUCGGGAUACAUCGAUCCAGAUAAGCCCAAGCCAGUCUCUAGGGAAGCAUUGCAGCUGGAGUACGGGGCCACCUCAGCAGGUACGCGAAGCGAUAUGAGUGAAGUCGGGAUGUUCUGCCACUGUUGCAAGAAGACGUUUGCGUCUCACUUCAGAUACGAUUCCCACCUUCUCGGCUGUACCGCAGCCAACAAAGAGCUAUCCUUGGAUACACCUCCCAAGAGUCCAAAUCUUAGACCCUUGCAGACAACGACUCAGCGCGCAAAGACUCCAGUCCCUCAACAGCCGCUUUCAACAUCCGUGGUAUCUGAAAACGCACCUCCAGGCCAAGAACCUGGCAGGUCUGCGCCCGCUCAAGCCCAGGCCCCAGCUGUCUUACAAGCACCCCGCCCCCAGCACGCUGGUGCCGGCACCUUCGUCUGCAAUAAGAAAGGAUGCCAGCGAAGCUACAACUCCGAGCCAGGUCUCAAAAUGCACAUGGCCGACGCACAUGGGGCUGGAGGUAGCGGUCUUGAUCUGUACGGCAGUGACUCUUGGAUGCUUACGCAGCGGGAACGUGAGCGACUGAAAGCUGAAGGUCUCCUCAAAAACUCGACAAAUGGUUCUCGUGGUGGUAAGAACGGCUAUGGCAGGAUUCGGGGAGGUUUUGAUGCCCCGCCUCCAGCUGCAAGUCGUACGCUGCCUAGAGCCGCACCAGCACCACGUAUGCCCUUGCCAGCGACUCAUCGUCCCCAUCAAGCAGCUCCUCGUUUUCCUCCUCCACCAGCUCCUCUACCGACGAGUCAGGACAUUGGUGGUCCCCUAGAGAUGGAGCAGGCCAAGUCUGUCUGUGGGAAGACGUUGCGCCUACUGCUCCAGACUGAUGUCUUCAUCCGUCACGACGGUAAGGUGAGUGUCAGUGGCAUCGACUGGACACGUAUUGGCGUCGAGCGACAGUCUGCCGUUGUCGGCAUAUUCGAAGGGUUGUGCCACCUGCCUCGCAGCCUCCAGGCUGUUGAAUACCUACCAGCACCAAAGACGUUCUUGACCGAGUAUACCGCGCAUUAUCCAACGACAGAGUUCGAAAGUGCUCCGGCCCGGAACCAGGCAAAGCCUGCUCUAGGCAUUAUCGCCAUGGCUUGCAGCAAGAUCGUCCUCGGCAGCGGAUGCCACGAGGUCGUGAAGAUCGCCGCUGUCGAUGUGCUUACUUGCCGUGUGCUCAUGAGCCACUUGGUCUGCACCGAUCCAGAUGCGCAAGUUGCCAACUGGAACUCAUCCAACACAGGCCUGAACAGCUUUAGUGAUCUGGAGAAUGCUCGUCAGGUCGGUUACAGGGUCCUCAAGGGCUGGGCUGCAGCUCGCGCAGCUCUGUUCAAGUUCGUUGACCAGGAGACCAUUAUUGUUGGCCACAACCUCAGGUCUGAGUUAGAUGCGCUGCGUGUCAUCCAUGGCCGUGCAGUUGACAUCGUCAAGGUGGUCGAGAAGGCAGCAAAGGGUCCACUAUCGAAGGCACAAGUCAGCCUUGACAGCUGGUGCCGUGACGUUGCAAAUGUUGCCAACUUGAAGACGGACCCUGUGUUUGGACGAGACUGUGUUAUGAAUGCGUUUGCGGUACGUGAGAUUGGCCUGUGGUCUAUCAAGAACCGGGAGACGUUCGAGAAGGUGGCGAAGAAGAAGACGACGGAGUACCAGUCGGUGAUGAAGAUGUGAGAGCAGCGCAGAAAAGGUUGGUGGGAAGCGACAAGGAGGAAAGGCUCAGAGAUGUGUGGCGAUAUGGAAAAGACAAAAAGAUACUACACGCGCAGACCAAGCAAUGCGAAAGAUACUCAGACUGACCUGCUUUUGCAGAACGCGACUUGUUGAAGCUCCUCUUCUUGAGUCUGGUGGUCAAGGACCUGCAGAGCUCCACGCUGAUUCAAUGCAUAUAACUCACUGCUGCUAUACAUC